This is a messenger RNA of Colletotrichum phormii, 756 nucleotides long. Its product is annotated as RTA1 like protein-domain-containing protein. Gene Ontology annotation, cellular component: membrane. The transcript has 4 exons. The record is from RefSeq and is a predicted model, not a curated record. Lineage: Eukaryota; Fungi; Ascomycota; Sordariomycetes; Glomerellales; Glomerellaceae. Bases 1 to 756 code for a protein of 251 amino acids.
AUGUCGACCGAUGGCUACUUCGAAGCAGUGCCUGGUGUCACCCCAACAAAGGGAGGCGCCUACCUUUGGCGCUACGUCCCAAGCAAGCCUGCAGCGAUCCUAUUUCUCAUACUAUUUCUCGCCUCUUUCCUCUACAUCAGCCGGAAGAUCUGGAGAACUCGUGCUCGCUUCUGCAUCGUCUUUGCUGUGGGAUGCCUCUUCGAAGUGAUAGGAUACGGAGCACGAGCCAGCGCUCACGAUAAGACCGAAAAAAUUAUGACCUACGCCAUUCAGAACAUGUUCAUCAUUAUCGCCCCCGUCCUCUUUGCCGCCUCGAUCUACAUGGUCCUCGGUCGAAUCAUCACGAGCAUCCACGCCGAGAAAUAUUCAAUGAUCAGAGCUUCCAAAUUGACGAAGACAUUUGUCAUCGGCGAUAAACCCGGCUUGGCAACUUGGGGUGAGAGGAUCGUCAUCAUCGGCCUUGUUAUCCAGAUCGUCAUGUUCGGCCUGUUUUGUGCCAUCGCUGUCGUCUUCCACUGCAGAAUGAGGCAGGCACCCACUCCCGGCUCUCUGGACGGUCUUAUCCCCUGGGAAGAGAGCCUGUACAUGCUUUAUGCUGUCAGUCUGCUCAUCAUGGUUCGAUCAAUCUUCAGAGUCGUCGAGUUCGCUCAGGGGUACACUGGUUACUCUCUUUCUCACGAAUGGACUCUUUACGUCUUCGACUCUCUUCUCAUGUUUCCAGAACGCUUGAGGCCUAAGGAAGACUUGGCUUUGUGA